CCACCAAUGUCAGAGAGACCCGUGGGGGUAAUCUAUUCUCUAUAGAAGCGCAUGUAUUACUGGGCUACUAGCUAUACCUCGAUCUCUCCAGAGUGUGCGCACGUCUCGAUGUCCAGACUACCAUAUGCCACCGUCAAUAGCAUCCAGUCUGCUAAUGUGCAAAGAUGGCUUUGCAUGUUCUCCACAUUUCUUGGAUCCUGCCGGCCUGUUGGAAGUCUAGACUCCGCUCUGAAAAUUGCCCUAAUUGGAUAUUCUCCGCACCGUCUGCUUAAUCUGCUUCCAUGAGUAUGCGGCUUGUAGAAUUUCCAUCAUUAGAGAGAUUCGCUGUAGCAAGGCCCAAGUGAGAUGCCAUCCACCUCAAGAGACGAUGCAUUCGCCAUCCAGG
Aspergillus welwitschiae is the source of this 385-nucleotide messenger RNA. RefSeq lists its product as uncharacterized. The coding region runs from base 52 to 285 and encodes 77 amino acids. NCBI's taxonomy places the organism in Eukaryota, Fungi, Ascomycota, Eurotiomycetes, Eurotiales, Aspergillaceae. The transcript has a single exon. The record is from RefSeq and is a predicted model, not a curated record.